CCGCGCGGUGACGUAAGGGCUGAGCGGGCGUCCUGAUUGGCCGAGCGGCUUCCGGGGUUUUUCUCCCAUCUGCGGGAACUCCAGAGGCGUGUGAAGGCCUAUUUCCGGUUGGAGCCUGAAGGGAAGCGGCACGCGGUGGCCUUCCAUUGAGGAGCAUGACCUGUCCGGCAAAGGAGUGACCCUUUGAAGGAAACGCUGGACGGCCUUGCCAUCGGGUCCUGGCUUUGAAGCAGCCGCGCUCAUGGCAGACCCCUUGGGGCCCUUGGCCUGGGGCCCCUUGCCGCCACUCCAUUCUGCAGGGCCGGAGGUGGUCAAGCUGGGCUCUCUGGCCACCCUGCUGGCCGCAACCCUCCUCGGCGGGCUCAUGCCCCUGCGCCUCUUCCCUCCAGGCCCCUCCGCGCUCCGGAGGGAGUCCCUCGGCCUGCUCAGCUGCUUUACCAGCGGGGUCUUCCUGGCCGCCUGCCUCCUGGACCUCCUCCCCAAUUACCUGGGCGCCAUCAAUGGGGCCCUGGAAGAGCUCCGGGUCACGCUGCUCUUCCCUUUGCCGGAGUUCCUCCUGUCUGUGGGCUUCUUCCUGGUCCUGAUCCUGGAGCAGAUCCUCUUGGCCUGCAAGGACCCUCACGAGGAGGAGGAGGAAGAGGGAGGCAAGGAGACCCCCUGGAGCCCCUCUGCACCUAUCCACGAAGACCCUCCCUCUGGCCUGCGCUUGGGCGCCCUGCUGCUCUCCUUGUGCCUUUCCUCGGGGUUGCAAGGGGUCUCCGUCCGGGUUCUAGAGCCGUGUGUGUUCCUAUUGCUGCACCAGGGGCUGCUGGCCUUUGCUUUGGGGCUGCGGCUGGUGCAAGGGGGGCUGCGGGGCCGGGCGGUGGUUGCCGGGGUGGCCCUCUUUGCCACCUCCGCCCCCUUGGGACUGGUGCUAGGGAGGGUGGGCCCUUCUUCCUCCCCGUUGUCCCGCCUCUCGUGCUCCGUGCUGCAAGGCCUGGCCGCUGGAGCCUUCCUCCACCUCUCCUGCACGGAGGAGGCCCUGCCCCACGGAACCCGACCCGGAACCCGGCGGCGGCAGCGCAUCCUCCGGGCCACGGCCGUCCUGGCCGGAUUCGCCCUCCUCACCUGCCUCCUCUUCCUCAGGCUCUAAAGGGGGGAAGAAUCCAAGUCAAAUCAUUGCAAAUGAACUUCUCCCAUUGUCGGUGGGGGAUACAGUUUCUCUGGAUGCAAGUGAACUACAACUCCCAUAAAUCAAGGUCAAUUUUC
Molecule: messenger RNA, 1248 nt
Organism: Anolis sagrei ordinatus
Lineage: Eukaryota; Metazoa; Chordata; Lepidosauria; Squamata; Anolidae
Source: RefSeq, a predicted model, not a curated record